Molecule: messenger RNA, 540 nt
Organism: Cooperia oncophora
Lineage: Eukaryota; Metazoa; Nematoda; Chromadorea; Rhabditida; Trichostrongylidae
Source: the annotation of a GenBank genome assembly
AUGGACUCAAAAAACCACUACACCAUGUCAAUAGGAGCAAUGCUACACAAGUGUGAAAUUGAGCUGACGCAAUUGAAAGAAGACCUGGCGUGUCGGCCACUAGACCUGCCAAGAUCGUACACACCGACGGCCACCGAUCCGCAUUCAGACUCGUCGGCCGCGUCCGUUCCGGCACGAAGAGAUCGCAGAGCGAGUACACGGAAGCAUGCUCCAAUCAGAGUAGCUGCAUCACCGAGAGCCCGAUCUGUGAGUGGGUUCGGGAUGUGGCGUAGCAUCCGGCGGAAAUCUCGUCACGUCUCCACAGAAAGCGAGAGCGAUGGUGAUAAAAGCGUCGAGUUGAUGGACACACCUAGACGAGACGAUCCGAGCGUGCCCAACCGUACUCCUGCUCGUCGGCUAACAGAAGCGUUUGUACUUCCACUUCACGAGACACUCGACGCUAAUCGGCAACGAUACGUUUCCUUCUCAACACCGAAGAAACGAAACGGCCGAAGCGAUGACGAUGUGUUCCAGAUCACCGAACAGCAUCAACUAGUCUAG